This is a messenger RNA of Symbiodinium pilosum, 234 nucleotides long. NCBI's taxonomy places the organism in Eukaryota, Dinophyceae, Suessiales, Symbiodiniaceae. The record is from the annotation of a GenBank genome assembly.
GUGAUGAACUUUUUGGACGUUUUGGGCUCGACGCUGGAGUCGUCCUUUGGAUACGUGCGGAACUUCAUUGUCUGCGCUUGGGAGACCUUCUGCGACCUGCUCGUGCCCUCAGGAGGAGGCACGCGGCGGGGCGUCGUGAGGCGUCUGCUGGCACGGCUGCUCGCCACCAGCCUCGAGUACCAGGCGUGCGCUUCCUUGUGGCUGAGCCGAGAAGAUGUUCGCUUCCUGGCUGAG